This is a messenger RNA of Oreochromis niloticus (Nile tilapia), 4076 nucleotides long. RefSeq lists its product as uncharacterized. Gene Ontology annotation, cellular component: external side of plasma membrane. NCBI's taxonomy places the organism in Eukaryota, Metazoa, Chordata, Actinopteri, Cichliformes, Cichlidae. The coding region runs from base 542 to 2728 and encodes 728 amino acids. Gene Ontology annotation, biological process: positive regulation of T cell proliferation; negative regulation of T cell proliferation; immune response. The record is from RefSeq and is a predicted model, not a curated record. The transcript is spliced from 10 exons.
CUCUCCCUCCUGCACGAGUAACACAAAGAGCUCUGGGGACUUGCGUCUUGCUUUUGCUGUUGUAGUAAAAUUGUCUCAUUCCAGCAGUGGGCCUGUGCUAGACAGACCCAUCAUCAUGUUUUGUGACGAGGACCCAGGCACAGAGAGAUUUGAUGAAUUCAAGAAUCUUAUGAUUUAAUAAAGAAAUCUGCAGACUUUCACAGAGAUGGUAAAAUUAUGAUGACUGAUAAUGGAGACAGGCUGUAGGCACAGAAGAAGGGAGUGUCUGAGCUGUGACCUCACGCCUGAAAUCCACAUAAAUUAUCUAUAAAACCAGAAUAAAAGUGUCACAGGACACAGAAACAAACAUGAGCCACGAUUCCCGCCCCCUGUUUUAUUUCUGAUUGAUUAUAUGGAAAUGCCCCGGUUGUGGAAUGGAAAGUGAAAGUAAAGUGACAUCUAUGCAGCAGUCUCUGGGAGUGUCUGCAGAGUCACGGGCUGCUCACAGAGCUGCUGGUUCAGUGUGGGUGAGGAUCAGCUCCAGCAGGACUUGUAACCGAAGAUGAUGAUUAUGCUGCUGCUCCUCAUACCUGUUUCCCAGCAUGCCUCAGGUAUGGAGGUGGAGGUGUAUGAUGGGGUGGAGUCUGUCCUGCUGCCCUGUCAGUUACCAGCUGAUGUUUCCAGUGACUUCUUAGCAGCAGUGUGGGACCGUGAGGAGCUCAAGGACCCAACAGUCCACGUGCGUCUGCAGAGUGGUGAUGAUUUUAAAGAUCAGAACGUUCGUUACACCAACAGAACAUCACUGAGAGCCGACGCUCUGCAGACUGGAGACCUCAGCCUCACUCUGAGGAACCCCACAGUCUCUGACAGUGGAAACUAUACCUGCAACACUCGAGUAUUUAGAGGAAAUCAGAGCCAGAUCGAUAUCCAACUGAAGGUCACAGAACCUCCUGCAGUCUGGCCCAUAGUUCUCUUAGCUGUCCUGGAUCCUGUGGUUCUCCUGGCUGCUGGCUUUGGUGUCUUCAUCUAUCAUAGAUAUAAAAUGAUGAAGAGCAGAAAAGUCUAUCCAGUGGAGAUGGUUGAGGUGAAACAGGGGGAGGAGUCUGUCCAGCUGUCCUUUCAGAUCACAGAAGAAAAAGAUGUUCCUCUGGACGUCAAAGUGGCGUGGAGACAUCAAAACACGACGGUCCAUGUGUAUAAGAAUGGUGGUAAUCAGUCUCUAUUAAAGGACCAGAAUCACAGAGACCGCACAGAGAUGAAUGAAGAUCCUCUGAGAAUUAAAGACUUCAGUCUGAAACUGAAAGACCCCCAACUUAGUGAUCGUGGAAUCUACACCUGCACUGUCUAUGACAGAAAUGCAGACAUCCUGCUACAGAAGGUAGUGACUCUUAGUGUCAGAGUUCCCGAGGUGGUGGAAGUAGUUAAAGGGAUGCAGUCUGUCAUUCUGCCAUUUACAACUGAAGUCCUGAAGCUUCAGGAUGUCACCGUGGAGUGGAAACACGAAGACAAGAAAGUCCACGUGCGUCAGAAUGGCCGUAACCAGUCUCACGAUCAGGAGGUGAAUCAAGAGCCAGUGAAAAAUGGAAACCUGCAACACACUGAUGAUGGUACCUACACCUGCACUGUCUACAGUGAGGGUGAAGAAAUCCUGCUACAGAAAGUCGUGUCGAUCACAGUCAGAGUCUACCCGGUGGAAAUGGUGAAUGCGACACAAGGAGAGAAGUCUAUCCUGCUGCCUUUUAAAGUCACAGAUCACCUUCCUCAGGAUGUCAAAGUUGAGUGGAGACUCAUUAACCCUGAAGACCGGAUGGUCUACGUGUAUGAAAGGAGUAAAAAUGAGUCUCCUUCACGAGACCAUGUAUACAGAGGUCGUGCAGAGAUGGAUGAAGAUCCACUGAACACUAAAGACCUCAGUCUGACCCUGAAAGACCUCCGCCUCACUGACAGUGGAGUCUACACCUGCACCGUGUAUAACAAGGAUGGACACAUGCUGCUACAGAAAGUAGUGACUCUCAGUGUCAGAGACUAUCCAUUGGAGAUGGUGGAAGUGACACAGGGAGAGGCGUCUGUCCUGCUGCCCUUUAAAAUCACAGAAGAUCUCCUUGAGGACAUCAAAGUAGAGUGGAAACAUCAAAAUAUCAUCGUCCAUGUGUAUCAGAAUAGCCAAAACCAGUCUCUCUUAAUGGACGAGGAUUAUAAAGGCCGCACAGAGAUGAAUGAAGGGCCUCUGAAAAAUAAAGACCUCAGUCUGACCCUGAAAGGCCUCCAACUUAGUGACCAUGGUGGCUACACCUGCACCGUCUACAACAAAGAUGGCAGCAUCCUGCUACAGAAAGUAGUGACACUCAGUGUCAGAGGAUACCAGACAGAGAUGGUGGAGGUGAUGGAGGGAGAGGGGUUUGUCCUGCUGCCUUUUAAAAUCACAGCUGACCUUCCACGUGACAUCAAAGCAGAGUGGAGACUCACUCACCCUGAAGAAAAGAUGGUCCAUGUGUAUGAGAGUGGAAACAACCUCUCAGAUGAAGACGACCAGGAGCAGGUUUACAGUAGCCGCACAGAGAUGAAUGAAGAUCCUGUGACUACUAAAGACCUCAGUCUGAUCCUGAAAGACCUCCACCUCACUGACAGUGGAGUCUACACCUGCACCGUCUACAACAAGUAUGGAUACAAGCUGCUACAGAAAUCAGUGACUCUCAGUGUCAGAGAUAGAAAGUCUGACAUUAAGGUUGAAGAUGGGGGACACAUCUGACACAGGAGAAAAUUAACCAACCAGAGGAAUCCACCAUUGAUCGAGCUUCCUCUGAGUCACGUCCUCUUCCUGCCUCCUUCCUGUGAGUCAUGUCCUCUUCCUCCCUCCUUCUCUCUGUUCCUCUUGUUUUUCAUCUGUUGUUAAAGUUGGUGUGAAUUGUUCAGUGUGGAGGUGACAGACAUGAUGUGACUAUUACAGUAUUACACUACAAAUCCUUCCUAAAAGUAUGAUGUAAAUAAACAAACUCGAGUGCAUGUGUAACACAAUAAGAUGGCGGAGCAUAAGUAGAAGGCACUAUGGGUCACCACGUGCUGUUUGUAUGUGUGUGUUUUUGUUACAAAACACAUUUAAAAAUGUCUGCAGCCCCCGAAGACUACUAAAGACUCAUCUCCAUGACAACAGCGUGUCCACCACUGCAGCUCUCCUCUGACAAACCCUGAGCUCCACCUGAGUCUCCAUCCUGAGGACCUCCUUCAGCCUCCUCAUAUCAAUCCAAACUAAAUCAAACACAUCAGUGAACCCUGAGCUGGAUUCAUUUAUUAGAAGCAGCUGACCCAACAUAAUACUAACAUAAAUGAUCCUAAAGUAAUCCUGUAACAGACAUUACUGCUGCAGGCUGAUUACACAGAACCUCAAACACACUCUGAUCUGAUCUAUUUAAAAUUAUGAAAACUUCUUGUGGGUCAAAGGUCAAAGCUGCUGACUGUCAGGAACCAUCAGAGUUUCAGAGAAGAUCAGCUUUUAAUAAACAGCAGAGAAGAAUAUUAUGCUCAUGCAUGUACUUGUUUAUAUCUGUGUGCUGAAGCCUGUGGUCUGAGUGUGUUGUUCCUAUCAGUGUGACAUGAACUGUAAUCUGAAUGUGUUGUAAUGGUUCAGUCGAACAAACUUACUGCACAUAUUUAUAUAUUUAUUUAUUUUAGUAUCAAAGUGUUGAACUGUGAGGUAAAAUGAAAACUUUAACAUCAGUCCUCCUCUGUGUAAAGCUGACCUGGAAGGAUGACAUGUUUCUAUAAAUGACUCUGUGAUUGUUGCUGUUGUGAUGUUUGGUUGUUUGACUCUCUGCAAACGCAAAGACCACCUGUUUGUGUAGAUCAGUGUAUCAGAUUUCCACAACAAUGCGUUAUUAGAAAUAAGAUGAUUAGAGUUACCUCACUGUGAGGAUUUAUUCAAAGACAUGAUGACUCUGUGUGCUGCUCCACUUUACCGUCUGCUUCAACUUCACAUUAAACAAUAGACAUUCAGAAACGUUCACCUUCUGAAACUCUGUUCAUUUACACUCUCAGUACUUGGUUUGGGCUCCAGUACAGUACAGGGCUCCAGAUUGCUCUCGUCCACUGAAGCAAGAGAG